UCCAGCAAAAGGUCAAAAACCAUAAAACAAAACAGAGUAAACGCAAAAGAAAAAAAAAAAUGGCAGGUCAUGGAUCAUCUUGUGGAGCAUGCAAGUUCCUAAGGAGGAAAUGCAACCGCGACUGUGUCUUCUCGCCUUACUUCAGCUACGAACAAGCCUCUUCCCAUUUCGCAGCGGUCCACAAAGUCUUUGGCGCAAGCAAUGUCUCUAAACAUUUGCUUCAUUUGCCUCUACAUCAAAGAAGCGUCGCUGCUAUCACCAUCUCCUACGAGGCUCUCUCUCGCAUGCAUGAUCCUGUUUAUGGCUGCGUUGCUCACAUCUUCGCUCUUCAUCAACAGGUCGUGACAUUGCAAGAGGAAAUUGAGUUUCUUGGAUCACAGAUGACGAAUUUCUCAUACUCUACUCAAAAUGGAUCACAACUUAACAACAUACCGGAGUUUGUGAAUCAGAUGACAGUGGAUACCACCAAUUUCGUCGACGAGAGUGUUUUGAACAAUGACGACGGAAGAAACUGCCUUGAUGGGUUCUUCACGAACUCAGAGGAAAUGCUCGUGAAUCAUCAAUGGCUUCAGAACAUGGAUUAUUAUUACUACGCACCACAAAAUUAGACCCGAACAGAAAUGAUAGAUCCAUAAAAGAAUGCUAUAUAUGAUAAAAUCUGAUUUUUGUU
Arabidopsis arenosa is the source of this 670-nucleotide messenger RNA. The record is from the annotation of a GenBank genome assembly. Lineage: Eukaryota; Viridiplantae; Streptophyta; Magnoliopsida; Brassicales; Brassicaceae.